GUCAGAUUAGGUUAUAUUUCUCAGUGGCAUGUUCGAUAUGUAUUCUGACAAGAUUAUGUAUUUUUCGCCGUAUUUAUAAUUAAAAAUAUUAAUAUAAAAAGAAAAAAAGUGAAAAAUGGCUUGUAGAUUAUCAAAUUUAUUCCGUAAACUUUAUAUUAAUUCACGAGGUGUUUCCACCUCAAGUCAACAAAUAAAUAAUCCAUCGCCCGUUGCAGUGUCAAUAUUUCAAAAUUUAACAAACAAAAAUUCAUCAUUAUCGCAGGAAUGGAAUUUAAAAUUCUCACCAAGAAUUAUCGAAUCAGAAUUAAAAAUUCAAUCAUCGCCAUUAUUAUCGGAAACGCCAAGAAUAAGUAUAAUCGAUACACCGAUAUCAAUAAAUCGACACAUAAUUGAACCCCUUGGAAUAAAUUACAAUAUAAAUAAUGUUGAUGACGAUAAUGGGAAAUUAAAUGAAAAAUCCAUAGAUCUUCCAACUUAUGGUGAUGUGUUUGAAAAAUUGGCAGUACGAAUGAUUGUUAUUCGUAGGAGAAAAAUGAAGAAACAUAAAAGAAGAAAGUUACUCCGAAGAACAAAAGUUUUACGUCAAAAAAGAAGGAGUCGACAGAAGGCAAAAAAUGAAAAGCAAUUAAAAAUUGAAGUUAAAUAUUUGAUUAAAAGAGCCGAAACAUAUGAUGCAAAAAAAUUUGUUGCCGGAAAAAUUGCAAAACUCACUCAAGAAAUAAUACCGACAAGAUAUCGUGGUGAAAUAUUACCCGAGGCGACGAUUCGACAAUUUAUGGAGGCUGAUAAACGAAGGAGGGAGGAGAAAAGAAAUCGAAAGCGUUUAACUUUAGACUAAAUUUUUUUCAAUUUGUAGAACAUUUUUUCAAUUCGAAUAAUUACUCUAAAUAUCAUUUAAAAACUGUUCUUUUAUUUUUAUUAUAAAAAAAUACGUUGAUUGAGAUCUAUCUAUACAAUUAGAAUACAAUUUAACGCUAUUUA
Leptopilina heterotoma is the source of this 981-nucleotide messenger RNA. RefSeq lists its product as uncharacterized. The transcript has 2 exons. The record is from RefSeq and is a predicted model, not a curated record. Bases 116 to 838 code for a protein of 240 amino acids. NCBI's taxonomy places the organism in Eukaryota, Metazoa, Arthropoda, Insecta, Hymenoptera, Figitidae.